AUGGCGGCGACGGGCAGAGUGUGGGGGAGGGUCGGGGCUGUGUCAGGGGCCCUGGCUGUCAGCUUGGGAGCCUAUGGAGCCCAUGGGUUCAGACGCAGCGACCGGGAUGAAUACUUGAAAGAGCUGUUUGCAACCGGGAACCAGUACCACUUCCUGCACAGCCUGGCCUUAUUGGCUGUGCCCCACUGCAGGCGCCCUCUGCUGGCGGGAUCUCUGCUGACAUCCGGGAUUGUUCUGUUCUGCGGGACGUUCUAUUACCAUGCCUUGUCUGGGGACUCCUCUCUUACCAGGGCGGCACCUCUGGGAGGCUCUCUUCUCAUACUGGGCUGGGCUGCCAUGGCCCUCUGA
Staurois parvus is the source of this 348-nucleotide messenger RNA. The record is from the annotation of a GenBank genome assembly. Lineage: Eukaryota; Metazoa; Chordata; Amphibia; Anura; Ranidae.